This is a messenger RNA of Prunus mume (Japanese apricot), 2649 nucleotides long. RefSeq names its product subtilisin-like protease SBT4.3. Gene Ontology annotation, molecular function: serine-type endopeptidase activity. NCBI's taxonomy places the organism in Eukaryota, Viridiplantae, Streptophyta, Magnoliopsida, Rosales, Rosaceae. The record is from RefSeq and is a predicted model, not a curated record. Gene Ontology annotation, biological process: proteolysis.
UUGUCAUCCUAGAUGGAAAGAAAUUCUGAAUCCUUUUAAUAAUGAAUCCCAUGGAAGGAAAGUAAAAUAUGGAUGCAUAUCUGUUGUAAUAAUGAAUCACAGAUUUCCUUAUCUGUAAUUGCAGAGAAGCAAAAUCUGGAUGCUUAAAGGCUAAGGUUUUUGAGCAUUCUACUAUAAAGUAUUGUUCACCAGUUAAGGUUUUGAGCAUUGAACAAUGGCUAAGCAUGGAGCAUUCUUGUUUACUUAUGCUUUCUUCAUUCUCAUACUCAGUAUGAGCUUAUUGUGCAAAGCCAUUGGUCAUGAAGACAGAAAGCCAUAUAUUGUGUACUUGGGGUCACUUCCUCAUGAUGAGUUGUACUCACCAUUGUCUCACCACCUUGGUAUACUCGAAAGAGUCGUCGAGGGCAGCUCUGCUGCAAAUGCCUGGAUAAGAAGUUACAGAAGGAGUUUCAAUGGAUUUGUGGCGGAGCUCACUGACCGUGAGAGCGAAAAGCUUGCUAACAUGAAGGAAGUAGUCUCUGUCUUCCCAAGCAGAACUUACCAACUUCAAACAACAAGAUCUUGGGACUUCAUGAGUUUCGGUGAGACAAUCACUCGAAAUGACACGGCUGAGAGUGAUGUUAUUAUUGGUGUGAUUGACACUGGAGUUUGGCCUGAAUCAGAUAGUUUUAAAGAUGAAGGUUUUGGGCCUGCUCCUAUGAAAUGGAAAGGUGCUUGUAAUGGUGGAAAAAAUUUCACUUGCAACAAGAAGUUGAUUGGAGCUCGGUUUUUCACAUCAGAGGAGGAAUCUGCAAGGGAUGAAAUUGGUCAUGGAAGCCACACUGCCUCAACGGCAGCUGGGAAUGCCGUAAAGGAUGUGAGUUUUUAUGGACUAGUACCAGGUACUGCAAGAGGAGGAGUUCCCUCUGCGAGAAUUGCUGUAUAUAAAAUCUGCACUCUUGAAGGGUGCACUGGAGAGGCUAUCAUGGCUGCUUUCGACCACGCUAUUGCCGAUGGGGUUGACAUCAUUACAAUUUCAAUUGGACCAAAUCAUGCAUCUCCUUUGGAUGUUGAUCCUAUAGCAAUUGGUGCUUUUCAUGCAAUGGAGAAAGGGAUACUAACCUCAAACUCUGCAGGUAACAAUGGUCCUGAAGAGGGUUCUGUAUCAAGUGUGGCACCGUGGAUUCUUACAGUUGCAGCAAGUAGCACAGAUCGUCGGAUCAUUGACAAGGUUGUUCUUGGAAAUGGAAGCACACUCGUUGGGAGUUCGGUGAACUCUUUCAGUUUAAAUGGAACAAGUUUUCCACUGAUACAUGGAAAAGAUGCUUCAAGUAAGUGCCCCGAAAUCUAUGCUGGGAUUUGUUCACCAGGUUGCCUAGACAGAGAUUUAGUUAAAGGAAAGAUUGUGGUAUGUGAUAAGUUUGGUGGAAAUGUUGAGGCUCAUAAAGCCGGUGCGCUAGGUUCAAUUUUACACUCUUCCACACCUGAUGUUUCUUUUGUUGUCCCGCUACCUGCAACGGGUUUAAGCAACCAAGAUUAUACUGUCGUGAAGUCCUUCCUGAACUCCACGAAAGAGCCUCGAGCCAACAUAUUAAAAAGUGAAGCCAUAAAAGAUGAUGAUGCACCUAUUGCCGCUUCCUUCUCUUCACGUGGACCUAAUCGAAUUUUACCAGAGAUUAUUAAGCCAGACAUAAGCGGCCCAGGGGUAGAUAUUUUGGCUGCAUAUUCCCCUGUUGCUUCUGUCACAAGUAGCCCUGAGGACAAGAGGAGUCUAAAAUACAGUAUACUGUCUGGAACAUCCAUGUCUUGCCCACAUGCUGCUGGUGUAGCUGCAUAUAUUAAAACAUUCCACCCUGAUUGGUCUCCAGCAGCCAUCAAAUCAUCUCUAAUGACAACUGCUAAGCCCAUGAAUGGUACCAGCACUUCUCCUGGUGAAUUUUCUUAUGGAUCUGGACAUAUUGAUCCUGUGAAAGCUAUAGACCCUGGGCUUGUGUAUGAUGCUUCGAAAGAAGAUUACAUAAGGUUGCUUUGCAUAGUGUUAGAUGAGGCCAAAGUUAGGCAUAUAUCAGGAGAUAACAGCACUUGCCCCAAAGGUUCUGAGAAAGGAUCACCGAAGGAUCACAAUUACGCUUCACUGGCAGCAAAUGUUACACCAAUGAAACCGUUUACGGUUACAUUUCACAGAACAGUGAAAAAUGUUGGCCUUGCCAACUCCACUUACGAGGCCAAAAUCAUGCCAAAUCCUAAAGUUGACAUCAAGGUGGAUCCUGAAGUUCUUUCCUUCAGGACCUUGAAUGAGGAGAAGACUUUCAAUUUGACCAUUGUUGGAGAAGGUUUUCCAGAUGGAUCACAUGUGUCUGCAGAGCUGAUUUGGUACGAUGGAACUCAUAGUGUUAGAAGUCCAAUUCUUGUAAGCAGUGUGGGAAAUUAACCACAAUUUCCUUAAUGGAAAACCAUCUGCUGCAAAGCAGACAAAUUUUCUUAUUGUAUCUGUCCCUUUGUCUAACUAGUUAAGUUCUGAAAUAAAUGUGCUCAAACCUUGGAACUGUAGUGUUACUCAAAAAAUCUGGUUAUGCGAUCACCCAAUUUUUUUUCUUUUUUUCAGCAGCAGUGACUAGAAGUUAUGCUUUCUGUAUGUCUACAAUUUUCCUUUUCCAUGAAAGUGGUGAA